AUGAGAUCACACCCACCCAUGGAGUCUUUCGCACAACCGUCCCCCCUCACUCAAGGCCUGGUCAACCUCCCUGGGUCGACCCCACAGGCUGCUGCGCUCACCGCCAAGCUGCUACACAAGGACUUCCACGAGCACCACUGUUUCUUCAACGAUAGCUUCUUCCAUGACCACCUUGCGCACCACUUGUUGGCAAUGUAUGACCUUGGCGCAAGCGAAGAGACCAUCGAGCACAUUAAUGACAUCGACGCGAAGAUGCAACGCGAGCUCUUCCAUGGCAAGCCAGGCAGCGGGCGCAAGGUCGGCGCAAUCUCGGAGGAAAACUGGCGGGAUACUUUGGGCGAGAGACAUGCAGUGCUAUACGCUGACUAUCUCGAGUUCUUUUCCCAGCGUAUUGCCGCUCAUGGCGUCGGCAGAACGUUGGAGAAGUACUUAUUCUCGCCUGAGGCAAACGGCAACGGUGUCCUCAUGCUCGCACGGUUCUUUGGCGGCAUCGUUCACCCGAUCAUCCAAGCGGGAUUUGGGGUCGAGUUCGGCCAACCCCAUAUGGUUGCACAGGCACUCGCUCUGACGGCGCUCACAUCUCCCGAAGGCGCAGUUGUCAUGGAGGCCUCUGGCUUGCCCGAAAUAACGGUCCAGACCGGCGCAUCCGCCAAGCCGUCAUCCUCGCUCCUUGCACUGCUCGCCGAGUUCUAUGCCCACCCGGGCCUUUCGCCGAUGCCCUAUCCCGGUAAGCUUGGGCCAGGCGGAAACGUCUCCAUGGCGUCGCUCGUGCAAUGGGUCAACGACAAUCCCACCAACGGGGACAUCAUCCGCGACAUUUAUGCAAAAUGGUCGUUCGACCUCGCGUCGGCUUCCGACGUGUAUGCUAAGAUCGACGAGACGCUGUGGCAGGCGACGCUGUUGACUGGCGGUGCCACACCCGCGGGUAAACCGGCCCGGAUGGACUUCUUCCUCAUGCAUUUACUCACGUCGGCCCUGGCGCUCCGACCCAUCGUCGACGCCCUCGAUAACCCUGUGCACAAAGCCCAACUUCUGGUGACAUACGCUCGCUCCGCCGCGUUGAUUCUCAUCCUGCGUGGAACACCGAGAAUUGACUGCACUGUCGCUAUGGCUGCCUCCCCGGUGCCGAAACAUACCACCCCUGGUGCAAGCGCGUGGUUCCCCAUCAUCAGCAAUGCCAACCUCCACACGGAAGUGCACGUCGUGAAGGCUAUUCGCGCGCUCGUGUACGGCGCACAGCGGUUUGGGCAGACGAAGGAAGGCGUGCCUGGGGCAGUCGAUGCCAACGGCAAGGAAACCCAUCCCGGCCUAAAGGCCGUUGACGGCACACUCUUCAUCCGCUUAGCAAGCGUCAUGACCGACGCGCUGGGCUGGGUUUCGCAUGGAGAGCCGGAGAACGCUUGGGAUUUCCGAGGGUUCUGGCCCGAGACAUGGCAGUAG
Mycena indigotica is the source of this 1440-nucleotide messenger RNA. RefSeq lists its product as uncharacterized. The record is from RefSeq and is a predicted model, not a curated record. The transcript has 4 exons. Gene Ontology annotation, molecular function: oxidoreductase activity. Lineage: Eukaryota; Fungi; Basidiomycota; Agaricomycetes; Agaricales; Mycenaceae. Bases 1 to 1440 code for a protein of 479 amino acids.